This is a messenger RNA of Gossypium raimondii (Peruvian cotton), 1673 nucleotides long. Its product is annotated as disease resistance protein At4g27190. The coding region runs from base 1 to 1128 and encodes 375 amino acids. Lineage: Eukaryota; Viridiplantae; Streptophyta; Magnoliopsida; Malvales; Malvaceae. The transcript is spliced from 2 exons. Gene Ontology annotation, molecular function: ADP binding; ATP hydrolysis activity. The record is from RefSeq and is a predicted model, not a curated record.
AUGGAAGCAAUUGGUACUGGUGCUGCUGCCAAUGUCUCUUCCGAGGCUGCCAAAGGUAUUUUCCACCAUGUUAAACGUCAUAUUACAUAUGUAAUCUUCUACCAGAAAAUUGUUGACAAGUUCGAGCAGAAACACAGGACGUUGAUUGCAAAAAGAACAAGUGUGCAGCAAGAUGUUGAUGUUGCAGAAAUGAACGGGGAGAAGAUUAAAGCCGAUGUCCUGGAUUGGCGCCACCGAGUGGAGAAGGUUGUCACUGAAAAGGAGAAGAAAGUGAAGGAUCUUGAACUUAGCAGGAAAGCUGAAGAAGCUGCUGCCACUUUUGAUGAGCUUAUCAAAGAUUGCCAAUUUGAGGGCGUGGGAUACCAUGAUGUUCCUGGACCCAUAGUCCAUCCAGACUUUGAGGCAUUUAAAUCAAGAGAGGAGGUUUUCGAUGAUAUCAUGGAGUCACUGAAAGAUGCAACAACAGGCAUGAUUGGAGUGUACGGGAUGGCUGGUGUGGGCAAAACAUCGCUGGUCAAAGAAGUUGAGAGACAACUCCAUGAGGUUAAGUUAUUCGAUUCAGUUGUCAGGGCAAUUGUAUCUCGAAUUCCUGACAUUAAGGAAAUCCAAGACCAAAUAGCAUACUCAUUGGGUUUGAAGCUUGAAGAAAACAGUCCGGUUGUAAGAGCCCGUAGAUUGUUUGAAAGGUUAAGGAAGGAUAAAAAUGUUCUUAUUAUUUUGGAUGAUCUUUGGAAGAAACUGGAUCUAGAGGAAGUCGGAAUUCCAUUUGGAAGUCGACACAAAGGAUGCAAAAUACUGUUGACCUCAAGAGAUCAAAAUGUUCUAAGCAAUGGAAUGGAUGCUACAAAGACCUUUGCAAUUGGUGAUUUAGAAAACGAAGAAGCUUGGGAGUUCUUUAGGAAGAUGGCCGGGGACAGUUUUGAAAGUGAUGAGGAGCUGCGAUCUACAGCAAUUAAGGUAGCCGAGAAAUGUGCAAGAUUACCACUCGCCCUUGCAACUGUUGCAAGGGCGUUGCGAAAUAAACCUUUAUUUUUUUGGAGUGAUGCUUUACAGUUGCAAGGGCGUUGCGAAAUAAACAUUUAUUUUUUUGGAGUGAUGCUUUACAACAAUUACAGAGGCCUUACUUAGAAAAAAGCUCAGAUGAUAUAUCUGCUAAGGUACAUUCGGCUACUGAGUUGAGUAUCAAUCAUUUAUCGAGUGAAGACCUCAAGCAAAUUUUCCUACUUUGCAGUUUACUGCGUCGUGUCGUUAGGAUUGAAGGCUUGUUGAGAUAUGCUCUUGGUUUGGGUCUAAUUAAAGGAGCCAACAGCAUGAAAGCAGCACGAGAUAGGCUGUUAAAAAUGCUGAGUACCCUCAAAGAAUCUUGUUUGUUGCUUGAUAGCAAAAGUUCCAAUAAGGAAUACUUUGAUGUGCAUGAUCUUACUUAUAUUGUGGCCAAAUCAAUCGCUUCAAAGGACAAUCAAGUGCUUGCUUUAACAGAGGAUGAGGAUAUUGUAACAGAUUGGCCAAAUGGAGAGUCAAUGAAAGAGUGCAACAAGAUUAUUUUGCCGCAUUCUAGUAUUUACAAGCUUCCUGACUAGUUGAAUUGCCCGCUGCUUUUUCUUUUCCUUUUGUCAAGCAAGGCGAUGUUGUCGGAUAACUUCUUCAAGGAAGCAAAAAAUCUUAAAGUCUUA